Messenger RNA from Protopolystoma xenopodis, 939 nucleotides. Lineage: Eukaryota; Metazoa; Platyhelminthes; Monogenea; Polystomatidea; Polystomatidae. The record is from the annotation of a GenBank genome assembly.
AUGAAAUCUAGGAUUCAUCUCCCAGAAAAUGUACCCUUAGGUACCGAAGUAUUGGAUAUAAUAAUUGAAGAGAACUCUGAUUUCUCACUAAAUAGCCAUAUUAUCUAUGGGAUUGAAGCUAUUGGAACAGAAAUGUCAGACACAUUCGCCUUAUCUAAGUCCGAGUCUCAAUCAAAGUACACCAUGCUACAGGCUUUCCUUUUGAAACCCAGAUUCAGUAGCAUUAAAGGUAGUGGUAUACUCCUGUCCCAAAAUGGUGUCCAUUUGAUCGUUGCUUCACCAUUAGAUCGGGAGCGUGUUUCGGCUUAUAGAAUACUUUUGCUAGCAUGUGAUCUUGACACCCCUCCGCUUUGUGUUUCUCAUCCUCUUACCAUUUUCCUGGAUGAUGUCAACGAUAAUGCUCCUAUUUUCCUUACACCCUCGCUUCCCAGAUCAAUGUGGCUUAAAUAUGUAGAUUACUCUGAAGACAUAUUAGAUCCUUCUCGCCCAAUCAAUAUUCCUGAGAAUAACCUCAUACCAUCGAAAAUGGGACGAAUAGUGGCCUUUGACUUGGAUAUCAAUGAUGAAGUCAGAUAUCACCUGGCUAACUACAAGGAUACUUUUAAGAUUAAUCGCCGUACUGGCCGAAUUAGCUUGAAAAGGACAUUGGACUUCGAAAAUCAGGCUGUUUUCGACCUUGUUGUUGUAGCAGAAGAUCGGAGCAGGCGUCGUUCAGUCUCUCCUCUACUUGCCGAUCGUCUUACCGGCGUUAGCAGUGGCCUUCAGACUUGCCUCUCUACCCUCUACUCUCGAUUGCCUAGCCACCGCUCGGCUUCGGUUUUGAUCACUGUUCUCGUCCAGGACCUCAAUGACAAUCCGCCAGUAUUUAUCUCUCCUGGCCGCGAUCACCUCUCGAGACCGAUGCUCGACACCGCGGGCACUAAUAUUGCUUCUUUUGGA